UUUCGAAACGGAUCUUUGAUCUUUGGGAUCAUUUUUUUCUAUAUGACCGUUUGAAGAAGAAUUAUAACGUUACAAAGUCUCUCUCUCUCAUUUCUCUCGUUAUUUCAAAUCCCUAGAUUUUUAUUUUCGGCAAACAUCUGAAGAAGUUUAUGAUCACCGACGAUUGUUUUCUCCGGCGACGAUUCGACGAUCAGACAAUCGAUUCCCUAAUUCAGAUGGUUAUGUUUCUAAUUUUGUGUUUCUUUCUAUUAAUUUGAUUCGAAUACUAUUACGAUGUCUCUCUGUUACUUCGUUUUCCCGAAUCGUGACGUUAAUCCAUCUGGUUUUAUGAGUCUGGAGGUUGAUUGAUUUUGUAUUUCAUCUGAUGGAUACUUCUGAUUUGUGAUUUUUUUUUAAAAAUUUUUUAAUUAGGUUUUGAAAGAUCAUUAACGAUCGCGAAACUUUACGAUUUAGGGGAUUUUGUUUGGAUGGUCGUAUCAUCACCGACGGUGGAAGAUGGCGGUAGAUACGGAGGGCGGUGGAGAGCCGUGAGGGAUGAAGUUACGGAGGAAGCGGUGGUCGUGGCUGGUAAUCGAAACAAAAUCGUUGAAGUCUUCUUUGCCUGAAAGAAGAAGAAGAAGACGGUUUAUCUUCGCUCUUUGUGAUUCGAGUUUUCUUUUGGAUGUCAAUCUAUUCACUUUCUGGACGGAGGAGACACUAAUUGAGGACAAAUCUUUAUCAUUUUGCACUUGUAAUGGAGAAAGAUGGAGAAGAUUGUUUUCUUUCUACAAGUUGCUGAUGAUUCUUAAAGAAACGUCGGAUAUGGAGAAUCUGUUACAAAUGGUUCACCUUUCAGGUUUGUUCAUGGUUUGAGAGUCAAUACAAACAUUCCCCAGCAGAAAUCGACAUGUUUUAGUAAGAUAAACAUGAAUGUAUCAAAGUAUUGUAAAUUUGAUGCCCUUGUUCCUAAUCAGAUCACUUCGUUCAUAUAUUUCCGUCUUGAAUUCAGUUAACAAAUUUGUAUUUUCAACUGGGAAGGAGCUUGAAAAUAUAGAACAAGAGAAGGAAUUAGACCAACAUGUUGUAAAUUUAAAAUUCCCUGUGCUAAUAUAUCAGCCAACCACGAACUCACUUGUAAGUUUCUGUUUACUUAUGUCAUGCUAAAGUGUAUUGGAUAGGUCUUUUUACAUUAUUUCAAUUGUAUCCCGUUUUGGAUUUUUUAGCAUACUUGGGUAUUGAUUUCAGUGGUUCUUAACCUAUAUAGUAAGUUAUAGUUUGUGUUGUGCUCUCAUAUUGGACUCAUAUAGUGUCGCGUACAUGUCAUACACCGUUAUGCUUAUUUCAGAUAUAUCGCAAU
Arabidopsis thaliana (thale cress) is the source of this 1336-nucleotide messenger RNA. RefSeq lists its product as uncharacterized. The transcript has 4 exons. NCBI's taxonomy places the organism in Eukaryota, Viridiplantae, Streptophyta, Magnoliopsida, Brassicales, Brassicaceae. The coding region runs from base 535 to 852 and encodes 105 amino acids. The record is from RefSeq and is marked reviewed.